AUGAAGGAAACAGAGAAACUCCAACCUCUCAGGAAACAGGAAAAUGCACUUAUGGGCGUCCCUCCAAAUGCUCUCUUCCGAAAGAAAAAUGCUGAUUGGACGCCGCUGCUGCUGGCGGCGCUGGUACCGCUGUGCUCCGGGUGGCUGAUUCCUGGGAUCGCGUCGCUGCUGCAUGCCAAGGCCUACCUGCUGCGCCAGUUCACAGGCAAGAUCUUCCAGAAGCCUGCAGUCCACAUCGCCAAGAUACACGUCUACCCCGCAUACCCCGCCAGGACGAUAUACUACCCUCCGAGGCCGGUCUACCGACCGCCGCCGCCGGUCUACGGCCCACCCCCGGCUUACGGCCCACCGCCUGUCUACGGGCCGCCUCCGUCGUACGGGCCUCCCGCAACGACCACGACGACGACUUCGCCGCCAGAGACAUUACCUCCGGAGACUGAAGCUCCGCCUCUCCCGGAGGCGCCUUAUGCACCGCCACCGCCACCGGAGUCGUCGUACGGGCCUCCACCGCACGAAGAGGGGUUCACGGAACCACCUCCACCGUCGUAUGGCCCGCCCCCGGCAUCCUACGGCCCACCACCAGUGACGCACGGGCCGCCUCCAUCGUCUUACGGACCACCCCCUUCGUCUUACGGACCACCCCCUUCGUCUUACGGACCACCCCAUUCGUCUUACGGUCCGCCUCCAACAACGUAUGCGCCACCGCCGUCGUCUUACGGGCCGCCUCCCUCGUCAUACGGCCCACCCCCAGCGUAUGGAGUUCCCAGAUGA
This is a messenger RNA of Schistocerca nitens (vagrant locust), 771 nucleotides long. RefSeq lists its product as uncharacterized. NCBI's taxonomy places the organism in Eukaryota, Metazoa, Arthropoda, Insecta, Orthoptera, Acrididae. The record is from RefSeq and is a predicted model, not a curated record. The transcript has 3 exons. Bases 1 to 771 code for a protein of 256 amino acids.